Molecule: messenger RNA, 2002 nt
Organism: Galendromus occidentalis (western predatory mite)
Lineage: Eukaryota; Metazoa; Arthropoda; Arachnida; Mesostigmata; Phytoseiidae
Gene: Pdi
Product: protein disulfide isomerase
Exons: 3
Coding region: 64-1563 (499 amino acids)
Biological process (GO): protein folding; response to endoplasmic reticulum stress
Cellular component (GO): endoplasmic reticulum
Molecular function (GO): protein disulfide isomerase activity
Source: RefSeq, a predicted model, not a curated record
GCUUUAGCAUAGUCUUAGGGAAGCCGGUGCCACGUCUUGGCUCUCAGACAACGCGAGGCAAUCAUGCGAUCGGGUGCUGUUCUUCUCUCGUGCCUGUUGGUCGUUCUGACCAGGGCCGAAAUCAAGACCGAGGAGAAUGUUCUUGUUCUCACUAAAGACAACUUCGAUUCGGCCAUCAAAGACCACAAGUUCAUACUCGUGGAAUUCUAUGCUCCAUGGUGCGGACACUGCAAGGCUCUAGCCCCGGAGUACGCCAAGGCCGCCACCGAGUUGGCUGAGGAAGGAUCCGAGCUGAAACUCGGCAAGGUCGAUGCCACCGAACAAACGGAACUCGGAGAACGUUUCGAGAUCCGAGGCUACCCGACCCUGAAACUCUUCCGUGAAGGUCAACCGGUCGAAUACAAUGGAGGACGCACCGCACCCGAGAUCAUCCGUUGGCUCAAGAAGAAGUCUGGCCCUCCUGCGACCGAGCUCGCCACAGCCGAUGAACUCGCUGCUUUCAAGGAAGCCAAUGAGGUCUUCGUUCUCGGUUGCUUCAAGGACAAGAAGUCUGAAGCCGCUGAGACGUUCUCCAAGGUCGCCGCCACCAGCGACGAUUUUCCGUUCGCCAUCGCUUCUGAGGACGCUGUCAUCGCGGCUGCCGAGGCUCAAGACGGUCAAGUUGUCCUCUUCAAGAAGUUCGACGAAGGACGAAACGUUCUUGACAAGGUCGAGAACGCCGAUCAAGUCAAGGACUUCGUUGUCGCCAACUCCCUUCCACUUGUUAUUGAUUUCACUCACGAAUCCGCUUCAAAGAUCUUCGGUGGUCCGAUCAAGAGUCACAACCUUCUGUUCAUCGAUCAAAAGGCUGGCGAUUUCGACGCCGUUUCCAACAACUAUCGUGAGAGCGCCAAGCAGUUCCGAGGCAAAGUUCUUUUCGUCACGAUCAACACCGGAAACGACGAUCACAGCAGGAUUCUCGAUUUCUUCGGAAUCAAGAAGUCCGACAAGCCUCAGAUGAGGAUGAUCCGUCUCGAAGACGACAUGGCCAAGUUCAAGCCCGAGGACGAAACCAACCUCGACCCCGCGGCCGUUUCCGCCUUCGUCCAGGGCGUUCUCAGCGGCGAAGUCAAGCAACACCUUCUCUCCCAGGAGCUCCCCGAGGACUGGGAUCGCACACCCGUCAAGGUCCUCGUCGCCAAGAACUUCGAUGAGAUCGCCUUCGACAAAUCCAAGAAGGUCCUCGUCGAGUUCUACGCCCCGUGGUGCGGACAUUGCAAGCAACUGGUGCCCAUCUACGACCAGCUCGGUGAGGCUUUCAAGGAUCAAGACGAUGUCGUCAUCGCCAAACUCGACGCUACCGCCAACGAACUCGAGCACACCAAGGUCGGCUCCUUCCCAACUUUGAAGCUUUACAAGAAGGAGACCAACGAGGUCGUGGAGUACAAUGGAGAACGCACUUUGGAGGGAUUGAAGAAAUUCAUCGAAAGCGACGGCGACUACGGAAAGGCCCCGGCUGAGGAUGUUCAAGAAGACGAGGAGAAACAAGAAGAUGACGAGCACGGACCUCGUGACGAACUAUGAGCAGCUGCAAAUCGAAAGAUGCGUCGGGAGAAGAAACUGCGGGAUUCCCGUUUGUACAUUAGUUUCAAUGGAGCGGUGUUGUAUUUAUCUGAAGAGAACUCCUCCUUCAUCUCCUCUUGCGAACGGACGUCGCGCCGUUGAGGAGCUCAAUUCGGUUGACUGAUCGCCUGAUUGAUUCCUGGACGGGAGAUGGCGAUUGUGGUUGUUCUGAAAUUUCCGUGGCUAAAACAACAUUCGCACGAGAAGAUAAUAUGAUAAGGAAUAGUGAAAAGAUGCAAAUACACAGUGAGAGAGAAACUGGGGAAGAAAUAAGCAAAAAGAUGGAAACAAUCAAUAGAUUCUAGUGAAGCUCGGACUAGACAUGAUCCCUGUUCCGGAAGUUUUGCUGUAAAUAAAUUCCAAAUUCAUCGUUGAUUCUCUCGAGUUACACUCCGAAACC